AUCAUGGGGUCUACUACUACAGAUAUCGAAGACCUGGAAAACACCACUUUUAAGUAUCUUAUAGGAGAACACACUGAAAAAAUGUGGCAACGCUUGAAAGGAAUACUAAGAUGCUUAGUGAAGCAGCUGGAAAAAGGUGAUGUCAACGUUGUAGACUUAAAGAAGAACAUUGAAUAUGCAGCAUCUGUGUUGGAAGCAGUUUAUAUUGAUGAAACAAGAAGACUGCUAGAUACCGACGAUGAGCUUGGGGACAUUCAGUCGGAUGCAGUCCCAUUGGAAGUUCGGGACUGGUUGGCUUCUACCUUCACACGGAAAAUGGGGAUGAUAAAAAAGAAAUCUGAGGAAAAACCAAAAUUUCGGAGCAUUGUACAUGCUGUUCAAGCUGGAAUUUUUGUGGAAAGGAUGUACAGAAAGACCUAUCACAUGGUUGGUUUGACAUAUCCAGAGGCUGUCAUAAUAACAUUAAAGGAUGUUGAUAAAUGGUCUUUUGAUGUAUUUGCCUUAAAUAAAGCAAGUGGAGAACAUAGUCUGAAGUUUAUGAUUUAUGAACUAUUUACCAGAUAUGAUCUUAUCAACCGUUUCAAGAUUCCUGUUUCUUGCCUAAUUGCCUUUGCAGAAGCUUUAGAAGUUGGUUACAGCAAGUACAAAAAUCCUUAUCACAAUCUGAUUCAUGCAGCUGAUGUCACUCAAACUGUGCAUUACAUAAUGCUUCAUACAGGUAUCAUGCACUGGCUCACUGAACUGGAAAUUUUAGCAAUGGUCUUUGCAGCUGCCAUUCAUGAUUAUGAGCAUACAGGAACCACAAACAACUUUCACAUUCAAACAAGAUCAGAUGUUGCCAUUUUAUAUAACGAUCGAUCUGUCCUUGAGAAUCACCAUGUGAGUGCAGCUUAUCGACUUAUGCAAGAAGAAGAAAUGAAUGUCUUGGUAAAUUUAUCCAAAGAUGACUGGAGGGAUCUUCGGAACCUAGUGAUUGAAAUGGUUUUGUCUACAGACAUGUCAGGUCACUUCCAGCAAAUUAAAAAUAUAAGAAACAGUUUGCAGCAGCCUGAAGGGAUCAACAGAGCCAAAACCAUGUCCCUGAUUCUCCAUGCAGCAGACAUCAGCCACCCAGCCAAAUGCUGGCAGCUGCACCACCGGUGGACCAUGGCCCUGAUGGAGGAGUUCUUCCGACAGGGAGAUAAAGAAGCUGAAUUAGGACUUCCAUUUUCCCCACUUUGUGAUCGGAAUUCAACAAUUGUGGCUCAGUCACAAAUAGGUUUUAUUGAUUUCAUAGUAGAGCCAACAUUUUCUCUUCUGACAGACUCAACAGAGAGAAUUAUUAUUCCUCUUAUAGAGGAAGAUUCAAAAACCAAAAAUUCUUCCUAUGGGGCAAGCAGCUCAGGUAUCUUCAUGGGUUUGUAUACUGCUGAUUUAUUUAGACGAUCAAAUAUGAAAGGCACCAUGAACGAAGGCACCUAUUCCCCAGACUACUCCCUUGCAAGUGUGGACCUGAAGAGCUUCAAAAACAACCUGAUGGACAUCAUCCAGCAGAACAAGGAGAGAUGGAAAGAGUUAGCUGCACAAGGUGAACCUGAUCUUCAUAAGAACUUAGAAGAUCGUGUAAAUGCCGAAGAAAAACAUGCUGAUACACAUUCAUAG
Pteropus alecto (black flying fox) is the source of this 1641-nucleotide messenger RNA. RefSeq names its product phosphodiesterase 1A (gene PDE1A). Gene Ontology annotation, biological process: signal transduction. NCBI's taxonomy places the organism in Eukaryota, Metazoa, Chordata, Mammalia, Chiroptera, Pteropodidae. The record is from RefSeq and is a predicted model, not a curated record. The transcript is spliced from 14 exons. The coding region runs from base 4 to 1641 and encodes 545 amino acids. Gene Ontology annotation, molecular function: 3',5'-cyclic-nucleotide phosphodiesterase activity.